AUGGAUCAGGGUGAAUAUGAGCAGGCGUCGCUGAAGUAUCGUGAAGCAUUGGGUCGAAUCGAUACGCUUCUACUGCGCGAGAAACCUGGCGAUCCAGAGUGGCUUGAACUCGAUCAGCAGGUAAAGAAAGUCUAUCACUCUCGUUUUGUGUGA
Molecule: messenger RNA, 153 nt
Organism: Anisakis simplex (herring worm)
Lineage: Eukaryota; Metazoa; Nematoda; Chromadorea; Rhabditida; Anisakidae
Source: the annotation of a GenBank genome assembly